This is a messenger RNA of Phytophthora infestans T30-4, 738 nucleotides long. RefSeq lists its product as uncharacterized. Lineage: Eukaryota; Oomycota; Peronosporomycetes; Peronosporales; Peronosporaceae. The transcript has a single exon. Bases 22 to 717 code for a protein of 231 amino acids. The record is from RefSeq and is a predicted model, not a curated record.
AAAACGCUGGUCUUCGUGUUGAUGCUGCACAUCGAGGCUGUGCUUGGGCACAGCUGGAUCGACUGCCUGGACACGGAUCGCACGGUCGUCUACAACCGCGGAACUGAGUACAUCUACGGAGGAAGCAAAGCCAAUGGCAUGUGCGCUGGUUACAUGAAGAACUACGUCGGUCGAGGUGACCCUGAUGUGAACUACAAGAUGACGUUCAAGAUUCUGAUCGCCGACGUGGCGAAGAACGCAGCGAUCUGCACUACCGACGUCUGGGACUACUCGGACUGGCGUCAUCGCCUCAGUUUGACUGCCGGGGCCACCGUUUACUACGGCUACACAUCCAAUGGCCACAUUGUCAAGGAGCAAGCGGCAGGCAAGACGUUCUACGGCGUGUACUGGACUGGUGUCCCGGGUACGAGUUUGGCCACGACAUUCGACUUGGCCGCGGACAAGCUCAUCGAUGGUCAGCUGCACAACUUUGACGAUGGCAAUUGUGGUGAAGCAUACUCAGAUGAAGCCCAUACGAUUCCUUCAGGACGAUCUGGAGACGGAUACCCUUGCGUAGGCACCUUUAGCAUUCCGGUCGGAACAGCUCCUGGUGUCUACAACCUCGUUUGGUACUGGAAAUUCUACGAUGCCGAUACCAACACCUCGAUCCCGACGUCCAGUGGGAUCUAUGGUGGCGCGGCCUAUACAAGUUGUUUCCAAGUCGAAGUCACGGCCUAAUCCACUUGAGUUUCAAACGCU